Molecule: messenger RNA, 1374 nt
Organism: Tetrahymena thermophila SB210
Lineage: Eukaryota; Ciliophora; Oligohymenophorea; Hymenostomatida; Tetrahymenidae
Exons: 12
Source: RefSeq, a predicted model, not a curated record
AUGGAUAAAAAAUAAUUAUAUUAUAAAGUUAUUCUAGAUUCUCAGUCUUAAAAAAAUAAAAUUUAAUUCAUUGUAGAAAAUGAUUUAGCUAAUUAAACUAAAAUGGAUGAAGAUAAGUUUGAAAAUUUUAUUCUUGAUAAAUAUGCAAUCUCUAAAUAACAAAUUAACACAGCGAAUAUAUCAUUUUCAAACUUUAAGCAGUAUUCUCAUUUUUUAUUUACAAAAAUCAAGAAUUUAGUUUAUAAUAAUAAGCUAUAGCUGAAUGUAAAAAAACUAUUCCUAGAAGUAAAAUUUUGCUAUCUCUAUUAAGAUGAUGCCCAUUAUUUAGAUGAUCUAUUAAGUACCUUCUAAUAAGAUUUAGAACUUUUAUCUUUGAAUCUUAUUGGAAACUAUCUAUCACUUUAUGGAUUGUCUUAAAUAUUAAAAUCAAUAAGCAGACUAUUCCCAAAACUGAACAGAUUAAUCAUAGAUUUCUCUGUUAAUUCUUCAGCUCAUUUGCAUAAAGUAGAUAUAAAAAAGUUUGAUGGAUUUCAUGAUAUCAUUAAAUUGAAUAGCCUAAAAUCUAUUGACUUAAAUUUGAACUAAGCUGUUGAAUUUAGCAAUUUUUUUGAGUGCUUAAAAAACCCAUAAAGUUUUCCAUCUAAUUUGAAAGAAAUUUUUAUAAAUUGCUAAUAAUUGGAGUAUGGAUAGAGUAAAAGUAAUUUCUUUGAAAAUUUCAGCUUUAUUUUUGAAAGACUUCCUCAGUUAGAAUAUCUUGAUUUAAACUUUACAAGCUCAUACACAAGUGGUAUACUAACAUUCUUAAAUGCUCUUAAAAAUUCUAGAUUACAAAAAUUUGUCUUGGAUUUAUAUAAGGGUAAGCUAAACGAAACUCCAAGUUAAAUCAUGAACACAAUAUUUUAAUCAUAAUACCUCAAGUAUCUAGACAUAAAUUUCAGAAUGGCAGCUAAUAAUUCAACUGAUUGUUUAGAAGUAUUUUAAAACCUUCAUAAAUGCACAAAUCUUGAAAUCUUGAAGGUAUCGCUAAAAAAUAAUGAUAUUGAAAAUUUGCAACUAAUUACAUUUGCUGACCAUUUAAGUAAAACACCUACAAAUUUAAGCUAAGUAAAUUUAGAUUUAACCAAUGACUACAAACAAAAGAGGCUUUCUUAAGAAUACAUUAAUCAUUUAGAAUUCCAAAUAUUGUAGAUACCUAAUUUAACACAUGCUAGUAUUUCUUUUACAGAAACAAAUGCAGAAAAACAUUCUUAGCGUUUAAAAUAAUAUAGCUAACAAGCCAAAGCAUUAAUCUAACAAAAUAUUGCUUUCAAAAAGUUAAUUGGCCCAUUUAUGGUCUUCAAUCCAACUUUUAUUAGCUAAGAUUUAUUCUUUUGA